CUCCUAGUUGCUUCAUGCUACUGAAAUCAGAAAUAAGCCCCGGCUUGAUUGGUCACUUGGCUUAUAUGUAGACUUAAGCUACAUUAUAUUUUCAUGAUCAUUGAACAACAAAGAAACAAUGAAAAAUUUGACUUUUUUGAUAGAACUGUCUAAUAACCGCAUGAGUUACUGAUAAAUGCUAUAUCCGGUACAAAAGGGAAGUGUGAUGAGAAGAACUUUCCUAACACAAGCUUCAGAUAAUUUUGUAAAGUUUUUGUUUAAGUUUUGCUGAAACAGAGAUUUGAGCAUUUUGGUGUGUUUUUAGGUUAAAGGAUGCUACUCGUCAAGCAGACCGUAUGACAAAGACACACAAGAAUGCUGCUGACACCUUCAUCAGGAUCUCAAGUUGUAUUUCGCAGAUGGGCACUAGUGAAUACAUGGAUAUAGAUAGAUUCCUGAAUAAGGUUUCUGAAUAUUUUGAGAAAGCUCGUAAAUUGGAGGGCCGUGUUGCCUCUGACCAAGAUCUGAAAACUUCUGACCUACUGAGAUAUUACGUGAGAGACACGGAGGCUGCAAAGAACUUGUUGUAUCGCAGGACGAGAUGUUUAGCUGACUAUGAAAAUGCUAACAAGGCCCUGGACAAGGCAAGGGUAAAGGGCAAAGAAGUCGCAGCAGCAGAGACAGCUCAGCAAACAGCUUCUGAAAAAUAUGAACACAUUUCAGAAGUAGCUAAACAAGAACUGACAGACUUCAAGACAAGAAGAGUCCAGCAGUUUAGAAAGAGCAUGACUGAACGGGCAGAGUUAGAGCUGAAACAUGCCAAGGCCCACGUGAACCUCCUGAAAACAACAUUAGGACAGUUAAAGGAAUUGUAGUCAACAGCUGACAGAUAUUAAUUAGGAAAUACUCUUCAAACAAUUUCGUUUAGUAGUGAUAAAAAUUGUUCAAAAUAUAAUUAAAACACAUAGCGUUAUAAAACUGCGACGGUUUACAACGAACGUCAAACAUUUGUCCUAAAGCCAAAGAUAAAUGGACUUUUUAAAAAUGUUUUGGUGAUCCUCAUUGUCUCUCUAAUUUUACGUCAAUUGAUUUUUUAACUGCCAUUUCCUAGUGAGCCAACGAUUUUGUGGCAGCGGCUGGUUAAUAUGACGUAUUCGUAUGACGUCGACCUGACGUAAUUUCUUGCAAUAAAAGUUCCUUGACUGACUUAAGGAAGCAGUCCAAAUUAUUCUAAUGUUUUAAAGAGUAUAGUGGUGAGCGGUGUUAGGGGAAGGUCACGUUAGAGACCAUCUGGUCUCGGAACUGGAGAGUUAUGCACUUUUGUGCGGCACUUAAAGUUGAUUUAUUUCAGUAGAAUAAUACAGAAUUACAAAUUGUGUUUUAUAGA
This is a messenger RNA of Orbicella faveolata, 1366 nucleotides long. RefSeq names its product sorting nexin-6-like. Gene Ontology annotation, molecular function: phosphatidylinositol binding. Lineage: Eukaryota; Metazoa; Cnidaria; Anthozoa; Scleractinia; Merulinidae. The record is from RefSeq and is a predicted model, not a curated record.